Messenger RNA from Pangasianodon hypophthalmus (striped catfish), 2012 nucleotides. It is a transcript of the gene ppp1r35, whose product is annotated as protein phosphatase 1, regulatory subunit 35. Lineage: Eukaryota; Metazoa; Chordata; Actinopteri; Siluriformes; Pangasiidae. Gene Ontology annotation, molecular function: phosphatase binding. Bases 1114 to 1905 code for a protein of 263 amino acids. Gene Ontology annotation, biological process: negative regulation of phosphatase activity. The record is from RefSeq and is a predicted model, not a curated record. The transcript has 6 exons.
UGAACAUCAAAAUUCCUUCGAAAGCUUUUGUUCAGACAGAUCUCAAGAUGAUGUGAGCCAAAUGUGGUGAAGAUUGGACAAAAUUUGGAGGACAAGCAGCAAAAAUGGCAGUUAGAUGUAAGCAUUUUUGGCAUGUUAUUGUAGCUUUUGACCAGUAGUGCAGUUUUGUGUCAGAGCACAAAGUCGUUGCUGAGAUAAAGCCUCACUUCCUGUUUAGAGGCUUCACCAUCAGAUUCGUUGGCCCAUUACAGGCAAACUGUUUGGACUAUUCAAAAUUCUUUUGAUAAUUUUUGUGACACUUACUCUGAUGAUGAUGUGAGCCAAAUCUGGUGAUGAUUGGACAACAUUUGUAGGAGGAGUACCGAAAAAACUGUUUUUGAAAAAAUCCAAGAUGGCAGAAAAUCUGAUUAGGCAGAAAUUGACGUCAUGGGGUGCAAUCAACUCGACUCGACCCAGGAGAUCCAGUAAAGCCUGGCUUUUAAAUUUUGGACACACAGUUCAAAAGUAAUGACCAUAAAUGUUCUUCCAAACUAGUCCCAAAGUUGGUCAGAAUGUUGCUGAGACCCUCCUCAAUCAGUGUGACACAUUAUUACCAGGCGGUUCUGUGGCUGCUAUAGACACCCGAGCCAGAGGAAGGAGAAAAGGUAGAGUAACAGUAGGGAGUUUACUCACCUAGUUAGGCAUUAGUAAUUCCACACUGCGCCACUAGGCGGUGCUUUAGGGUCAGCUGUAGAUUUAUGUAUUUUUACUUUUAUUUUCUUUCUUCAUUGUUCUGCGAUAACCUACAGCAAGGUUUAACCUACAGCAUGUGUCUUCUUUACGUUCAAAUACUAUGCCUUAAUAUGUAAAUAUCCUUUCGUUAGAAUAAAAUAGUUAAAAGAGAAAACCAAACACUCGGCAAGGUUGAGCCGUGCGAUCUGCGCAUGCGCAGAAGCUCUCCGCUGAACCCGGAAGUGAAGUGUGUUGUGUUGUGUGUUGCGGAGGGAGUUUUGAAAAACGGUUUUAAUUUUGUUUACAGCAGACUUCAUCUGUAAUAACCUGCAAACUGCGUUUUAUACCACAGUAGCUGUUUAUUCACUCUGUAGUGAAGGAAAAGAGAAGAAGGUGACAGACAUGGAGAGUGCGCUGAUGCAGAUGGUCCCGCCUCCGGUCCCUCUAAGCCCCGCCCCUGCCCCGCCCCAGUGUCCGGAACUGGACCUGUCCCUCACACUGACCCCAGAGAGACCGGGACACUCAGCUGGAGGAAACACACGGACACGCCCACGGCAGGUGCGUUUCGCUGUGAGUCCUGACUCCUCCUCCGACCAGCCUUCUGUUACCAUGGCGAUUACACAACACUACAGUAACCAAUCAGCAGCUGAGAAACGACACAGUAAAGGAAAACAAGGUCCACACACAGGGGAACAGGGGGGCGUGUCUGCUCAGAGUGAUGGACAGCUGACAGAAGGGGCGGAGCUAAACACUACACUGGCCCUGAAGGCGGAGCUACAGCAGCUGGAGGAGGCAGAGUUUAACUCCCAGAAGGCCGUGCAGGAGAGACUGCAGAACUCGACUACUGUACAGGAGUGUAUCAGAACCCGAGCGGCCGAGGGUCUGAAUUUUCCUCGCUCUCAUCAUCUCUAUCGAGCUCUCGUAAGCGUCAGUCUGUCACAUGAUGAGCUCAUCGCUGAGGCCUUGCGUGACAGGCCAGCUUUAGCCCCGCCCACAACCAGCCACCACACCAAGUCCCGCUCUCCUCCAGCAGAGGGCCCUGACCUGCUUUUCUUCUAUGAACCUCACUGCGUUGUCAGGGAGACGCCCCUGUUGCCAGGCAACCACAUCCCUUUACCCCAUCUACGUCCGGCCCCCAGACCUGCUCACACGACCUUUCACCUACUUCAGAGACACAGGCAGUGGGAGGCAUGAGCUCAGCUAACAUGUCACUUCCUGUGGGCGGAGUCUAAUUUAUGCUCUGUGUGUGUUGUAAAUGUACAGUGUGUAUAACUUCAGUAAUUAAUAAAUGUUUAUGUGGA